CACGAGUUUCACCUUGUUGCCAGUCACACACGUAAACAGCAGCUCUUCCGAGCAUGAACAUGCCGAAGUUCUGUUCGGCCCCGAACUGCAGGAACAGCUCCAGCAGUAGCAGCAGCGACAGGAGAAGUUUUUACAAGUUCCCGCUCCAGGACCAGGCCCGGCUCCAGCAGUGGCUCAGAAACAUGGGUCGGGAAGACUGGACCCCGUCCCGGCACCAGUACAUCUGUCAUGAGCAUUUCAUUCCGUCCUGCUUCAAAGUUCGCUGGGGGGUCCGGUACCUGGAGAGCAACGCGGUGCCCACGCUCUUCCACUGGAACCAGAAGCGGAAAGCUUCGGCUGAGGACGAGAGCAAUCCCAAACGUCUCCACCUGUCUCCCGGCGUGUCGGAGUGUGACAGAGCAGAGAAUCACUCGCUUGUUUAUGAAGUCGCUGUGGAAACGUCACAUCAAACCGAAGCUGCCCCGGACUCAUCUGCCUCCUGUGACCAGACCAGAUUGUCCAGACAGGGAGGGUCCAACUGUGUGAGUCCGCAGCUGACCCCGGGGGACGGCACGGCCGUCGGGACGCUCCUCUGCGUGGAUGAACUGUCGGCUCAGGACGAUCUGGUCCUCGCGUACGUGGAGACAAUACCGAGCGUCCUUCCCUGUGAGGCGUCGCUACUGUUCCCCUACUCACCAGACGUGGUGCUGUGCUCCGCUCUGAGCCCAGAACCCAUCUCGUCCACGCUGCCCAUCGUGUCCAAACAUCAGCAGGCGAAGGUUCCAGAGGAGGACAAGCGGCCAGAGGAGCCAGAGCUGAAUCCUCUGCUGGAGGAGCACUGCUACCACAAGCUGAGUCUGGAGCCGCGGGAGUCGGCGGUGCUGCAGCUGCAGAGGAAGGUGAAGCUGCUGCAGCGGCGACAUCGGCGCCACGUCACCAAGCUGCUGCGCCUGGAGACCACACUGAACCAGCUGAUGGAGCGGGCGUACGGACGGAGCAGCGCUGGAGCGCCGGACUGCAGCGAGACGGUGACCAUUGUUUACCAGGGCGACGCAGCGCCGUACUUGUUGGCUCCUCUGAUGGACACAGACCAAGUCACAAACUGAAACUUACCGUCCGUGAACUGAUCCAAGUAUCAACUCUGACGACAUCACUCCGAGGAAACUCACUAUCUGGUCCCAACAGAUUUAAUCCCCCUCACACUUCCUCACACAUCAUCCACAUCAGAUUAGACUUGAUCAAAUCUACGGCAAACUGUGCCAAUCCAAGACGUCCUGAGGCCAAACUGGGGAGCACUGGAUGAGCACAACCUCACCUUUCCAAUGAAAUUGUGAUCAUUAACUACUUAACUUAAGGAUGUAUCAAGUCAACAGAUAAAAAUUUGAGAAAAGAAGGGAUGUUCUUUCAAAAAUUUAGAAGUUCAGUUCAGAGUGGUUUUGUGACAUGUAUGUGAAGAAUGUAACAUUAGCUUCAGUAUUAAGAUAACAAUUCCAUUAUAUUUGCUUCAUGACUUGGGUGAGAAAUAUGUUUCUCCAAGUAGUUGCAAUUGAAAUGUGAAAACAGUUUUUUUUUUUUUGGAAGAGAGAUUUAAAUGUAAU
Messenger RNA from Synchiropus splendidus (mandarinfish), 1577 nucleotides. RefSeq lists its product as uncharacterized. The coding region runs from base 54 to 1085 and encodes 343 amino acids. NCBI's taxonomy places the organism in Eukaryota, Metazoa, Chordata, Actinopteri, Syngnathiformes, Callionymidae. The transcript has 5 exons. The record is from RefSeq and is a predicted model, not a curated record.